AUAGCUCAGCAAAGAGAAACUGAGACCACCCUGCAUCUGCAGAAGACAACACCAAAACAGUCCAUUGAGGAAAGAAAGUGAGCUGAGCUGAGCGGGAGCUGAAGAAUGUGGGAUUGAUAUGGAUGUCAGUCCGGCACAAAAUGACUUUGAUGAGGAAGUGGCCACCCAGUACAUGAUUGAACAGAGCCUGCAGGACUUCCCAAAGGCAGGAGGCUGCGUCGGCUCCAUCACAGAGGACAGCUACAGGUACCCUGCUAACAGUACAGAAAGUGAAAAGAUUUUUGAAGCUAUAAAGGCAGGCAAUGAGAAAGCCCUGCGCCAGCUGUCCACUCACCAGCAAGCUUUCAAAGAGGUUGACAACAGAGGCUGGAUCCCUCUGCACGAGGCUGCUGUCCAGAACAAUAAAACAAUUCUAGAGAUCACUUUUGCAGCCUCUGGCUCAUGCGCUGUGGAUUGCCGGACCCUACGUGGAGAGACCCCACUGUUCCUGGCUGUAGUGCAAGGCCUAAGGGACAAUGCCACCUUCCUGCUGCUCAAGGGCUCCAACCCGGAUUGCAAAAACGAAGAAGAGGAUUCUCCUUUAGUAGCCGCUAUCAAGAAUGACCAGUACGACAUGGCAACGUUGCUGAUCCACUUCAACGCCAGUGUCAACCAACAGGGGGCAAACCAGCGAACGGCCCUGCACGAGGCAGCCCGUCUGGGCAAGGGGAACUUCGUGCAGCUCCUCCUGAACUCAGGGGCAGAUCCCGACCCUUGCAGUGCCUACAGGCUCACCCCGCUGGCGCUGGCGGCCCAGUUUGGGCACACAGACAUUGUUCAGGUCCUGCUGCAGAAAGGUGCCAAUGUGAAGUCCCAGGCCAUGGACUCUGCUUCUAUCCUCUUUGAGGCAGCAGCAUCAGGAAACCCUGACACCAUUUCCCUGCUGCUGGAGUAUGGAGCCGAUGCCAACGUGCCCAAACAUACGGGGCACCUGCCCAUCCACCGAGUUGCGCAUCGCGGGCACCUACUGGCUCUGGAGCAGCUGAUCCCCGUGACGGACCAGGAGGCCGUGUGGGACAGUGGCAUGAGCCCCCUGCACUCGGCCGCGGCCGGGGGACACCUGCAGUGCCUGGAGCUGCUGCUGAACGCCGGCUACGACGUCAACUUCAUGCUGCACCCCCGGGUGCGCCGGGGCUACGACGACCAGCGCAAGUCCGCCCUGUACUUCGCCGUCUCCAACAACGACGUGCGGUCGGCCCGCCUGCUCCUGGAGGCCGGGGCCCUGCCCAACCAGGACCCCGUCAAGUGCCUGCAGGUGGCGCUGCGGCUCGGCAACUACGAGCUUAUCAACACGCUGCUGCGCUACGGCUCCAACGUCAACUACUACUGCCGGGUCAACACCACCCACUUCCCCUCCUCCCUGCAGUACGCCCUCAAGGACGAGGUCAUUCUGAGGAUGCUGCUCAAUUACGGCUACGACGUGCACCGCUGCUUCGACUGCCCGUACGGUGAGGGCUCCCACAUGCCUCUCGACUACGAGGGCUGGUCCCCUUCUGUCAUCAAGGACAACAUGUUCUGUGAGGUGAUCACAGUGUACUGGCUGAGGUAUAUCUCUGGACAAGUGGUGAGGAUCAUGCUAGAUUAUGUUGAUCAUGUGAAAUUUUGUUCCAAGCUUAAAUCUGCUCUCAUGGAACAGAAACAGUGGCAAGAGAUAUGUCAGAUUCAAGAAAACCCCCGCUGCCUGAAGCACCUGUGCCGCCUGCAGAUCCGCCAAUGCCUGGGUCGCCUGCGGCUCCGAGCUCCCGUCUUCAUGAGCUUCCUGCCCCUGCCCAGCCGCCUCAAGGACUACGUCCUCUACCGAGAGUACGACCUCUACGGCCAGGGCACCCUCCUGGGCUCGCGGUGACACCCCAGCGACCACACGCACCUCCGGGCCUCGGUUCUCCUCAGUCCAGGGAGCAGCGGAUUCCCGUUGCUGUCCUGCGCCAGGCCUCCUGAGGGACGGUCACCCCAAGCCACACGACGAGCUUCCCGGAGAAAUGGAAGGGGGUCAUCAUUUCAGAGCAAGGGGCACAGGAGGGUGGAAUAAUGACAUAUGACUGAUUCCCCUUAGGCACGGUCACAUCACAUCAGCCCAAAGAAACUAGAUUUGUGCUGGCAAAUGUCAUCAUUUCGCUAGACACAGUCUGAAAAGGGGAUCUUGCCCCGCCUUUAGCCUGCAAGGCAGCGUAUCGCAUUUCUCGAAUAUCUGGUGGUUGGAAAAGCUUGGAAACAUUCUUGCCCAAGGGGAAAGUCUGGUUGAAAGGAGCAGAACUCUUUUGUAAUCAGAUACCUUGUCAGCGUUAUUCUUUAUGCCUCUAUUAUUGUUGUUUCUUUUUGUUUCUUAUUUUGUUUCCCCAUGCUGGCUUCGUGGUAUGCUUAUGUACUAAAUGAGCUGCAUAAUUAUAUAUAGGAGGUUAUAUCAAAUUCACACAUUUAUUGCAUCGCUGUGUUCUUUUUAAAAUUAACAAGGGUAACAAAAUAUUGGUUAAGGAAAACUAUUAAGAGUCUGGCAGUUGAUACGGCUUGGUGUAUUUGUAGAGAAUAAGACUCAUGAAUGAUGGUGUUCAAUUUGAAAAACACUGGAAAGUAGAGUCACACUCCACUACAAUCAGGUGACCAGUAUCAAGUCUGAAUACAGUAGUAGAACCUUCUGUCGAUGAUCUUACAUUUUUGUUAAAACAUCAGGGCAUGUAUCUACUAACACAAUCUCAGGUAGAGUGCACUCUUUAAAUUUAAAAGAUCAUGUUCUUCAAUGCAGACACUGUUUAGCCAGAUUUUACUUUAAGACAAUUUCUGACGGGUCUAAAGAUUUUCACAAUCUACCAGUUUCAUAUUGUGCUAAAGGCAAUGGAAAUACUUCAGCUGUUCUGCAGCACAGACCAAGAUCUGAGAACCAUCUCAGAUGCACUGUUACUCUAAUACCUAUUACUUUGCUCUGUAUUCCCUGUAUUUUAGCUAAUGCCUUUCAGAAAUAAAAUACAUAAAUCCUGA
Messenger RNA from Lepisosteus oculatus (spotted gar), 3012 nucleotides. It is a transcript of the gene asb14a, whose product is annotated as ankyrin repeat and SOCS box containing 14a. Lineage: Eukaryota; Metazoa; Chordata; Actinopteri; Semionotiformes; Lepisosteidae. Gene Ontology annotation, molecular function: protein binding. Gene Ontology annotation, biological process: protein localization to ciliary inversin compartment; intracellular signal transduction. Gene Ontology annotation, cellular component: ciliary inversin compartment. The record is from RefSeq and is a predicted model, not a curated record.